Messenger RNA from Harmonia axyridis, 6946 nucleotides. It is a transcript of the gene skd, whose product is annotated as mediator of RNA polymerase II transcription subunit 13. Gene Ontology annotation, biological process: regulation of transcription by RNA polymerase II. Gene Ontology annotation, cellular component: mediator complex. NCBI's taxonomy places the organism in Eukaryota, Metazoa, Arthropoda, Insecta, Coleoptera, Coccinellidae. Bases 280 to 6654 code for a protein of 2124 amino acids. Gene Ontology annotation, molecular function: transcription coregulator activity. The transcript is spliced from 24 exons. The record is from RefSeq and is a predicted model, not a curated record.
UGCAACGUGAUCAUAGAAAUGGCUGCAAGGAGAGUGACAAGUAUACGCAUGGCGUAGCUAGAUUCGAGCGGCGAUACCGAGGAAUGGAAAUGUCUAACAGGCCUGCGAGCUUCUUUCGUUUGCGUUGCGCUAAGUUUCGUGGUUUGUUGAUUCCGAUCCGCCAUUUUACAGUUAUCGCUAGAAAGUUGGAAAAUAGUAUCGAGAAAUGUCAUUGUUUGUGGUGUGUAUUUGAGAUUUAAGUGAUUGUUCUGUGUUUGUUUCAUUGGAAAUGGAUCAGCCAUGACGCACCCAAAUUUUCAAACUAACGGAGCCAGUUUAGAAGAUUGCCACACGAAUUUCUUCGCUCUGACUGAACUCUCCGGUAUAAAAUGGCGUAAGCUAGUCUGGUGCGAGGGGUCGAGCGGGGGGCCCCCGGGGCCCCACGGGUCGUCCGAGCCCCUGGACGACCCGGUGCUCAGAAGCUACGCCCGCUGUCUCGCCGCCGACAUCCUCUGCGUGUGGCGGCGCGUCUCGACCCCUAGACAGACCGACGUCUUCGAGCUGGGACCGCCGCCCCCUUCGCAGCCCCCGCCGCUGAACCUGUCCGCCUCCAAGGAGCUGUGGAUCUUCUGGUACGGCGAAGAGCCGGACCUGAACGAGCUGGUGGCGCCGGAACUGAACGUAACAGAUGGCGAGCAGGGAUCGUGGGAGAGCGGUCUCAGCUACAAGUGCAGAUCGCUGCUGUUCAAGGCGCUGCACAACCUGAUCGAGCGGUGUCUGCUGUCGCGCGACUUCAUCAGGCUGGGCAAGUGGUUCGUGCAGCCGUACACCGGCCCCAGGAGGCCCGCAGCCACCCAGACGAACGGGGGGGCGUUCGACGAGGAGGCGGCCGCCAUGCCGACCGCUAACGCCUCCAACCACCUGUCUUUCUCCUUUGCUUUCUUCGUGCACGGCGAAAGCACCGUGUGCGCAAGCGUCGAUGUCAGGCAGCACCCGCCGGUAAGGAGGCUGACGCGUGCGCACAUACACCAGGCGCAGGCUACCAACGGCACCAAAGUGAUUCUGGCCCCUUUCGGCCUCAGCGGCACCUUGAUGGGCCCCAGCUUCAAGUCGGCAGACUCUUCGGCACGCCUCCUAGACGAGUGGGGUCAGUUCUACCCGGUGGACAGAUCACAGGGUCUUUCGGAAAGCAGUGUUGUGGAAGUGGUGGUGGGCGGCGUCAAAAUGAGGUACCCCUCAUGCUACGUUCUGGUCACGGAUAUCGACGACACGCCUCAAACCACGCCCGAGACCCCGCCCCCUCACAUGCCCACCCUAACACCGGCAGCGACGGGCAACAACUCGCCCAACAAGAACGGAACAAACACGCCUGUUUUGGUGCCAACGCCGCCACCCUCUCCUGUGCCGAUCAACAGCAAAGUGCCCCAACCGGGCCCCUAUCAGGUCUCGACUGAGCACAUGAACGCUAUGUGCAGAGAGGCGACGGCAGCUAGCGUGUUGACGGAACGGACGUGGCAGGAGUGCGUGUUGGGGGGCCCUCCUCCUGCCAAUAACUCUACCGGUGCCUCGAACGAGUUCAACGGGAACUGGGAUCUGUUGGAUCCGACGAAAAGGGUCACCUGCUUGUGUUCCAAGUGUCCGACGCCUUUCAACCAACAAGAAGGACCAUUGUCGUACCCCCGUACUCAAGAAUCAAUGGCCGUACCUUCUGUCGGCAGUCCCGCCUCCGUAGCUCCGUCCCCCUUACCAAACCCACACUCCCAGCAACCCGCCUCCGUUCCCCCCGGCGAACCUGUGAUGCCAACCCUGUCUCCACAUCCUCCUAACCCGUCGCCCUUCACCAAAUCAUACACGCCGCCCGAACAGCCAGCCAAAACGCCCGCGGGGGUCGUCAGCGAGGCCAACAGCCCACAAGUGCCGCCACCUAGCGUACCCGAAGUGAAGACGGAGGUCACCCAGUGCGGCGGCAACAGCCAGCCGGGUGGGAGUGGCCUGAAGAGACCCCUCCUCACCAGCAAGGAUUACGAGGCGGAGCUAGGAGAGGAGGAGCAGAGCUUGGAGAUGCUCUACGACUAUUCCACGAUGAACGCGUGGCUGAACCAUCCUGUGAAAAGAUACAAACCAAAUUCCAAAGAAAACCUAAGAAACUCGAACAAAAAUGACAUAUACUCGAUGUACAUCCAUAAUGGAAUGUCCAACACCAACUAUGACAUGGCUUAUAAUGUCAAUGUCAAAACAGAACCGUAUGUAAAGCAGGAAAUGAACCAGGAACAAAGAUGCACCGGUGAAAUAGACCCAACCACAGGCAUGGUCAUGCCCCACGGUGUUAAAAGACCGGGAGAUCCUUACGAAUUUGACGAAGAAGGCGGGUCCUCUUGUAACAUGGACGGCUUCAAGAGGGGCCCAGGCAAUAAUGUGAAAGAAGAACCCAAAGAUGCGAAAAAGACUACCGGCAACCUGUUCACAAGCGAGGGUUUACAGCCUUCGUACAAAGAUCUCGACCAAAUAUUUGACAAUUCCGAUGACACUAGCAGCGAUGAGGCAAUGCAAAUACAAACCCCGCCUGGAUCGACUCUAUCCGGGGGCCACGAAGACUCUAAACGUUUCUCUGGCGGUCACAGCUCGACAGGGAGCGGCGGUUGUCCCGCCAUAGGCAUCCUGAGGCCCGAGGAACUGAGCAAGAUGUUCCCGACUCCACCCAGUUUGGAACACAACCCGAUGCCAUCUCCCUGUGGUCUCAUCGAGACACAAACCCCCGACUUCACCGACUUGACACAGGGUAUCGUCAGGAUAAAACAGGAGAUAUACCCGAACAUGGGCAGCCCUCCUGAGGAGCACAUAGAUGACUGGUCCUACGUUUUCAAACCACCGGUAACGUGCAAGAUUGUCGGUUCUAGCAAAUAUGCACCCCUGACCAAUCUUCCGAGCCAAGGAUUGCCUGUGAUGCAGCUACCUCCCCAUUGCGUCUACAAGCCUUCGUGGAUGCAGCUGGCAGAGAAGCAGGCGCAACAGCAGGCACAGACACAGACCUCUUCAACGCAAACUACCACAACUACCGUGCAGCAACCGCCCAAUCACCAAUCCAACACCGUAUCUAUAGCGAAUCCUCUGACUCCUGUAGCUACGCCGAAUCCCACAAUAGUAUCUGGAGGACCUACCACCCCUCAUCACCAGCCAGGUGGUGUCAAUCCAUUUUCUCCACCCGGGUUCAGACCACCGCCUCCUUACGAACUACCUAGUCCUGCUACGUCCAAUGCAAGUUCCUAUCUGAAUAAGAACUUGAAUUCCGUGGAAGCUGUCCAAACGCCUUCAGUUCAGAGGGCACCCGAAGCAAGCGCCCUCUUAUUGAACAUUUUGCUCACCGACACUGCCUUCAAUAUAUUUAGGGACCACAACUUUGAAAGUUGCACACUAUGCGUUUGUAACGGAACGGGGAAUAUCAGAGGAUCCGACGCAGCCGUCUACCUGAUGAACGGAGAGGGGCCUCCUCACCACGGACCUUACCACACCUCCCACCACCUGAACAACGGCCUACACAACCCGGACAGCCCCUAUCCGGGGGCGAUGCUAGCUCAACCUCCGCCUCCCUACGGCAUGAUGUCUCCCACCGCGUCCUCCCACCACGGCCAGAACCAAGCUAUCGACGACUCUCUCAGAUGCAGCUGCGGCUUUUCGGCGGUGGUGAACCGUAGGCUAGCCUAUGGGAGUGGCCUGUUCUACGAGGACGAGAAAGAGAUCACUGGUAUAUCUAGGGAAGCCGGCUCUAUGAUAAGGGUUGUUCCAGGUAUGGCGGACGACCCCGCCGAGCGGAAAAAGACACCCCUGUCCACCUAUCUCGUGUCGACGAAUUCCCUGAAGACUGACGCGACCGUGGACCGCGAUCAGAUCGACGGUCUGCCCCACCAUCUACUGGAACUGAUCAGGGACCAAUGCGGCGCGAUACCGAACAACGUGAACGCCCUUUGUAGGGCGGCCGACUUCAUCAAGAGCCAGAGGGGCGUGUUUUCGAACACGGUCAACGUGCUCGAGUACACGGACAGCAACGAAGUUACCGCUGUAGCCCUGGACCAGAGCAAACAGGCGUCCGCGGAUGCUUUGGGCUCGUGCAAGAUGGAGGAUAACGGACAGAGGCACAACAACCAACGGUUGAACAAAAUGACUGUACAUAAGUGGCCGUUUUUGAGAGCUUGCGGUCCGCAAUGUAACCAAGACAUAGUGAGGGUGAUGAAGACGUUAAGGCCCCUUCUUCAGGAUGCCAUCCAGAAGAAGUGCCAAACUAGAUUGUGGGAAGCCCCGUCGGCAGUGAAAGGACCCCUGACCUGGAGACAGUUCCACCGACUAGCAGGAAGAGGUACUGACGAUCGUUGCGAGCCCCAACCGAUACCAUCGCUUGUGGUCGGCCACGAGAAAGACUGGCUGAGUCUGUCGCCCUACGCCCUGCACCACUGGGAGACCCUGCUGCUGGAACCGUACUCUUAUUCGAGAGACGUAGCCUACAUAGUCGUCGCCCCUGACAACGACUCCAUACUGCCCAGGGUCAGGUGGUUCUUCAAGGAACUUAGCACCGCAUACGAGAUGUGCAAGCUGGGUAGGCACAGUCCGAUAACAAAGGUGCUUCGAGACGGGAUCUUGAGGGUGGGUAAGACGGCAAAGGCCAAGAUCGGCAACGAGGCCGUCGAGGAAUGGUUCACGAUGCUAGGAGACAGCGAGACCACGGAUAUGCUAAAGUUGUAUGCGCAGGUUUGCAAACACCACUUGGCCCCUCACCUGCAACAGGUGACCAUGGACAAAACGCUGUUGGAUCCUCCGCCGGAACCCUCUGAUAAGCCAGCGCCAAGUCCGAUGCCUCCACCCAGCACACCAGAUGGUAGCAGCAGUCAACAUUCUUCCACGCCUGACAAGGCGCCUUCCACCCCAAAAAGUCCUGCCGAUAUCGACAACACAAAGGACAAUUCCUCAAAUACCGCCGCAUCGUCCUUGGAUCUCAGUCACGAAGAAGAGGAGAGGGAAGUACCUUGCGUUGUCAUCUACCUAGUGGAGCCCUUCUCCAUGGGUUCUGAUCAACCCGAACUGCAGAGGCUGGCCUGUCUGGCCUUGUUGCGGUGCUUCCAUUCGGUUAUCUCCGCCGUGCCGAACAACAUCAGGAGCAACAUCAACGUACAGAUAAUUUCGUUGGAGAGCAUUGUAGAAUUGGGCAGGGCCAGGGACAGGACGCGACACAGCGACCACAUGAGAGCGCUCUCCUUGAACAUCUUUUCCCAGUGCAGGAGACUCUUGGUCCACACCAAUAACGUGAAGUCGUUGACCGGCUUCGGAACUGCAGCUCAAGCCGAUGAUUUCCUUAAAAAUAAAGAUGAGAAGAAUAGAGCCCCGUACAGGAUGUACACCCCACCUUAUAUCUUGGCGCCGAUGAGGGAAAAAGUUGAGGCUGUCGAGUCUUUCGGAAAGGGGACCGGAGAUCAGGCUUCGGUGCUCUACCUGAGUUACUGCCUUUCAGAGGAUCAGAGCUGGUUACUGGCUGUGGCCACCGAUGAAAGGGGGGAAAUUUUGGAGAACAUUACGAUAAACAUUGAUAUACCAAACAGAAGUCGACGGAAAAAGGCGUCUGCUCGAAGGAUAGGCCUGGAGAAACUUAUGAACUUCAUAAUCGGGGUGCUUUCGCAAAGCGCCAGACCUUGGAGGCUGGUGGUAGGUCGGCUUGGAAGAAUUGGCCACGGAGAACUGAAAGGAUGGAGCUGGUUGCUUAGCAAGAAGAACCUGCUGAAGGCCUCUCAACAUCUUAAGGAAUUGUGUACACAGUGUGCCCUUAUGUAUCCGUCUUCGGUGCCCUGCAUCCUUAGCGCUUGCCUGGUCAGUCUGGAGCCAGAUACCACCUUGAGAUUGAUGCCUGACGAGUUCACACCUGACGAGCGUUUCAGCCAGGUGAGCGUGAACUCGCAGCUGUCUACGCCGCAAGACGUGUCCUGCACCCACAUACUGGUGUUUCCCACCAGCGCGACUACCCAGUCCUCGCAGACGGCCUUCCAGGAGCAGCACAUAACGCCCGAACUUGGCGACGAGGAGAUAUUCAUCGCCCUGAACGACGACAUGCCCGAGUGCAUAGACGGUAUGAACGACUUUAGCGACAUCUUCAACUGGACCGACUCUGGGACCGGAGGGGGACAAAGCCCUAACGGAAGCCCAAGACGAGAAGAAUCUGGUCCGGGCAGUCCGGGAGGCUGUGGCAACAACAUGGGUCGUCAAGGAAGCCCCUACCAGUCUGGCAACAACAAGAUGGGCGAUUCCGAUCAGACAGAGGAGGUGGGAACUCUCCUCCAGCAGCCGUUGGCCCUGGGCUAUUUGGUCUCGACCGCGCCCACCGGAAAAAUGCCAAAGUGGUUUUGGUCGCAGUGCCCCCAUCUCGAAGGCGUCUGUCCAGCCUUCCUGAAAAACGCCCUACACCUGCACAGCCCCAACGUGCAACAGAGUUCCGACGAUCUCUUCCAACAAUCUGCAGUCACUUCCCAUCCUCUGGAUUCCACCUACACAACCGACGUUUUAAGAUAUGUUUUAGAGGGAUACAACGCCCUGUCGUGGCUGGCCUUGGAUUCCAACACGAAGGACAGACUGUCCUGUCUGCCUGUCCACAUGCAGGUUCUCGUUCAGCUCUAUCACACCACCGCAGCACUAAUCUGAGUCGCCCGCUGAACCCUCGGCCUUUCCAAAUUUUAAACGCGCGCCCUCCGACAAUCGGGAACUGUAAAAAAAAAAAAAAUUUGAUGGGAGAUCGAUCGGGUUCGGUUCUUUUCCAUCCCCCCAGGUUUUUCGGUUCCAUCGGUGAUCCAUCCAAGAUUCAUUUCCUGCGAAUUUGGUUAUCUUUGCGUUACCAAAAAAAAAAACCAACCUGAAAAUUUCCAUUCUGAGAGAGAGAUGUCGUAGCCGAAACGAAAUGGAUGUUUGGUUUUCACGAACCUCGGAGUUCAUUUUA